Messenger RNA from Hypanus sabinus (Atlantic stingray), 2487 nucleotides. RefSeq names its product G-protein coupled receptor family C group 6 member A-like. The transcript is spliced from 5 exons. Bases 1 to 2487 code for a protein of 828 amino acids. NCBI's taxonomy places the organism in Eukaryota, Metazoa, Chordata, Chondrichthyes, Myliobatiformes, Dasyatidae. Gene Ontology annotation, biological process: G protein-coupled receptor signaling pathway. Gene Ontology annotation, cellular component: membrane. Gene Ontology annotation, molecular function: G protein-coupled receptor activity. The record is from RefSeq and is a predicted model, not a curated record.
AUGAUACACACCAUCGAAAUGAUAAACAACUCCUCACUACUAAACGGUGUUAAGCUCGGAUAUGAAAUAUAUGACACGUGUUCAGAUGCUUCCAAAGCCAUAAUAGCUGCGAUGAAGUUACUUGCCAAGUCAAACUCCACGGGCGAUGUCCUGGAGGUUCACUGCAACUACACGGAUUACAAGCCGAUCGUGAAGGCGGUUGUGGGUGAAGUCUAUUCGGAGCUGUCAAUUCCUGUCGCCAGAAUAUUCAACGUGAUGCUGAUACCUCAGAUUAGUUUUGCAUCAUCUGCUUCUAUCCUGAGUAACAAAGGGAGAUUUACAUCAUUUUUACGCACUGUGCCUAGUGAUAUCCAUCAGACGAAAGCUCUGGCCAAACUCGUCAGGUACUUUAAAUGGAACUGGGUAGGGGUCAUCGCGACUGAUGAUGAAUAUGGCAUGUCUGCAGUGACUGAUUUCACAGUUCAUGCUCAGAAGCUGAAUAUCUGCAUUGGUUUCAAUGAAGAGAUUCCAACUUACGUGUGUGAUGAUCAGAGUAACCUACGGAUACAGAAAUUGAUCUCAAAAAUUGAAAGCACUCCAAAUGCAAGUGUCAUUGUCCUGUUUGCUAAACAAGCCAUCGUCGUUAAACUGUUCAAUGAAGUUAUUCGCCAAGGCAUUAGGAGGACAUGGAUAGCUAGUGAUGCUUGGUCUAUGUCCAGAGCAGUGGCAAAGAUGAAGAAUAUUAAGGAAGUAGGAAACAUCCUGGGCUUCUCCUUCAAAACGGGAUGUAUUCCUGGUUUUCUGACGCACUUGAGGAAACUGACACCUCCAGCCCAGGGAUUUAACAAGUUCAUUGAGAAAUACUGGGAACUCUACACCACAUGUUCGAAGGAAGACAAAAACUACACAGAAACAUGCAGUUCAAACACACCGCAAUGCCUAUUCCAGCAGGACAAGAAGCUGAUACAGCCUUUGAGCUGUGAUGAAAUGAAUGAAGAAGACGUCCCUGAAGAUGAUAUCAGUCAUAAUAUUGAGCUGGGUAUCACUUACGCACUAUACAUGGCAAUUAAAUCCAUUGCAGAGGGUCUGAAGAUUCUCCUGAAAUGUCAGAAAGGAACAUGUCAAAGAAAUUUUGAUUUUCCACCAUGGCAGUUGCUGGAAGCAAUGAAGAUGGUAAAGUUUACCGUGGAUGAAAGGUUAUUCUAUUUCGAUGAGUCUGGGGACGCCAUCAACGGAUAUGACCUAAUACAGUGGGAGAUGGAAGAAGACGUUACCAAGUUCAAAACCGUUGGAGAAUAUAAGCUUCCCGAUAAAAAAGUAUACAUUUAUGAUGAAGCAGUCAAAAGAUUUGGAAAGGAUGUGUUUUCCAAUUGCUCCCGCUCGUGUAGACCUGGGGAAAGGAAGAAUGCAUACUCCUUACAUACCUGCUGCUAUGACUGUGUGCCGUGUGCGGAGGGAUAUCAUUCUGCAGGCUGGGACAUGAACGAUUGUUUAAAAUGCUUGGAUGGACAGUGGUCUGAAGCUGGAAGUUCCAAGUGCAGUAACAAGACCAUUGAAUUCUUCGACUGGAAUGAUGGGUUUGCAAUCGUCCUUGUAGUGUUUGCUUCUUUGGGGAUUGUGUUAAUAUUUGUAAUUUUAGUAAUAUUUGCACUGAAUUUGAACACACCGGCGGUAAAGAGUUCCGGAGGCUAUUUCUGUUUUGUCAUUCUUUUCUCGCUGUUCCUCUGUUUCGUAAGCACUGGGUUUUUUGUCGGCAAGCCGUCAGAUUUGCACUGUAAGAUUAGACAGCCACUCUUUGGAAUAAGCUUUACUAUCUGCGUCUCUUGGAUCCUGAUCAAAUCCUUCAGGAUCAUCCUGGCAUUUAAUUUUGAUCCCCUCAUUCAUCAUCAGAUGAAAAAAAUGUAUAAGCCCUUAGUAAUCCUAGUAACUUGUACUCUAAUACAAGUCAUUAUUUGUACAGUUUGGUUGUUAGUGAAAGGGCCCUAUUAUACAAUAAAUCAUAGUAUACCUAAAAUCAUCUUACCAAAAUGUGAUGAAGGUUCUAAUGUAGCAUUUGGUGUUAUGUUGGGUUAUAUAGCUCUUCUUGCAUUUCUUUGCUUUCUGGCUGCUUUUAUGGGGAGAAAGCUCCCAGAUAUUUAUAACGAGGCUCGGUUCAUCACAUUCAGCAUGCUUAUCUACUUAAUUGUGUGGAUCUCUUUUGUUCCUGUGCACGUCAACACCGAUGACAAAUAUCUCCCGGCUGUUGAAGUGGUUGCGAUUUUAGCUUCAAACUACGGCAUCUUGUGCUGCCACUUCUUCCCGAAGUGCUACUUCAUCUGUUUCAAGAAAGACCAAAACACUCCCGAAAAGUACAGAAAAAACCUGCGGGAGCACAACGAGCGGAAGCGUCAGGGCAGCCCGACACAAAAUACAGUGGUAACUGAAUCCUUUUGGUCUGCGCCAGAAUCUCCACCACCUAUGCAUAGCCAGGUCUUUCAGAUUUCUGCAAUGGUAGAAAACAAGAUGUGA